GGGCUUUCUCUUCAGCUGCACCCAUUUAUCUGGAGACACCUAUGGAACACCUACCUCACUGAAAGCCAUAUCCUAUGAUUCAGCCCCCCCUUCCUGUGUGUAAGUGAAGCCCCGCAGUGCAUGGUGCUUGGCGCUCCUUAUUUACUUCUACAAGUUCUGCCUCAGAAGAAGAGAAUCGCAGUCAGAGGAUGCAGCUAGGAGAGCAGCUACUGACCAGUUCUGCUCCGAAUCUGCCCCACACCUUCUACCCUCUGCCAGGUGACCCCAGCAGUGCUGCCCACAGCCCCAGCUUGGAGUUCAGCGUGGGGCAACACAAGGGCCAGCAGCACAAGAAAUACAGCAGAGGGCUCCAGUUAGACAGCCCCAGAGAGCCCGGUUCCACCAGCACUGCCUCUGGCACAAUGCUCAGCGAAACUGGAGAAGCUUUUUCCGUAGCCAAAACGUUGCCGGACAACGGGCGCAAAGGCUCCCCCUCCGCAGAGGAGGAACUCAGCACCGCGGUACCCUCUUCAGCUCCUCGUUACCUGGACAGCAGCCUUCAGGCAGCCUCUGAGCGCUACUACCUACAGCCCCAGGGGCAACAGCCUCAACAAGCUGCCACAGAGCUAGGCUCCCCAUGUUCCAUCUUCCCUUAUGCUCCCCCGCAGCACAGCGCAGUGUAUCCCGCAGGAGGAGCGGCCAGGUACCCUCCAUACGGCAGCAUGUUGCCCCCAGCCGGCUUCUCCCCUCCAGUGUGCCCAUCCCGGCCUCAGUACUCUUCAGGCUACCAGUACAGCCAGGCCCCAGGGACCAUGUAUAGCCCAUACCCACCUGCAGGUACUGGCAGUGGACUCAGUGCGCUGGGGCUGCCUGGCGGCGGUGCGGGAGUUCGAGCUCAGGUCUUCCUCUGCAACCGGCCCCUCUGGCUUAAAUUCCACCGGCACCAGACUGAGAUGAUCAUCACCAAGCAGGGCAGGAGGAUGUUCCCUUUCCUCAGUUUUAACAUCACUGGCCUGAACCCGACAGCCCAUUACAACGUGUUUGUAGAGGUGGUUCUGGCCGAUCCGAACCACUGGCGCUUCCAAGGAGGCAAAUGGGUGACCUGCGGCAAAGCGGACAAUAAUAUGCAAGGGAACAAGGUUUAUGUUCACCCAGAGUCUCCCAACACCGGCGCACACUGGAUGAGGCAGGAGAUCUCCUUCGGGAAACUCAAACUCACCAACAACAAAGGCGCAAAUAACAACAGCACCCAGAUGAUAGUGCUGCAGUCUCUGCACAAGUACCAGCCUCGCCUGCACAUAGUAGAAGUGAGUGAGGAUGGAGUGGAGGAUCUGAACGACUCUGCUAAGAGCCAGACUUUUACCUUUCCGGAGACGCAGUUCAUCGCGGUGACAGCCUACCAGAACACUGAUAUCACUCAGUUGAAGAUUGACCACAACCCAUUUGCAAAAGGCUUCAGGGAUAAUUAUGAUUCCAUGUACACAGCAUCAGAAAGUGACAGAUUAACGCCAUCUCCUGCGGAUUCUCCUAGAUCUCACCAGAUAGUCCCUGGGACCCGCUACAGUGUGCAGCCUUUCUUCCAGGACCAGUUUGUCAACAAUCUGCCCCCUGCCAGAUAUUACAGUGGGGAGAGGACUGUCCCCCAAGCAAAUGGUCUCCUGUCUCCACAGACCAACGACGAAGUGGCAAAUGCUCCCCCUCAGCGGUGGUUUGUGACCCCAGUCCAACAAGCUGCUGCAAAUAAACUGGACAUGGGGGCAUAUGAAACAGACUACUCCUCAGGUUCCCUCCUCACCUAUGGCAUUAAGUCUCUGCCCAUCCAAACCUCCCACCCAAUGGCCUACUACCCAGAUGCAGCCUUCGCUUCCAUGGCAGGCUGGGGAAGCAGAGGUUCUACAUAUCAGAGGAAAAUGACAACAACUUUACCUUGGUCCUCAAGGUCAAGUCCUUCAGGUUUCUCAGAAGAUCUCCUACCCAAGGACAAGGUCAAGGAAGAGAUGAGCUCUUCGUGGGUAGAAACCCCUCCUUCCAUUAAAUCGCUAGACUCUAAUGAUUCUGGGGUAUAUACAGGUGCUUGCAAGAGAAGGAGGCUCUCCCCUAGCACCUCAAGCAAUGAAAACUCUCCUCCUAUAAAGUGUGAAGACAUUGGCAAUGAGGACUAUAAAGAUGCCACAAAGGGACUUGGGUAUUACUCUUUCUACUCUAGUUCUUAAAGAAAGGUUCUUUUGCUGUAUAAAUAUGACCUUAUGGGAUGGACCACUGUAUAUGCCAAAAAGUGGGUUUGCCUUUCAUUUGGCGUCCUCACUCAGCCAUGAAAGUGUUAAAGCCUCAGUAUUAUUAUUAUAAUUUUUUUUUAAGGAAUGGAAUAAGCUUGGCACUAAUGAGUAAAACAGGUUUUCUAAAUAUAUAUAUAUGUAUAUAGUUGUUAUUAUAUAUAUUUAUAAAUGUAUAAAUAUAUAUAAUUAUUAUUAUGUUUUAUUUAUGGCACAAAAUGCCAAUGUACAUUUAUUGUAUAUACACCUGCAUAUUGUGGAGUAUAAGAUAUUGUAUAAAUAGCAGCGUCUCUGUUUGGAAAGAUGUACCUGACAUAAAAUGCACUGGUGGGUUGUACAUUGUAUUCGUGGCACAAAGCUGUAUAUUUAUAGAGUUAGGUGGCAAUGUCAGAAUGUAUUUUCCACUUUGUCUUGGAAGAUUUCUAUUUAAAUCUUGUCUUUUAUGGCAAAUCAUGUACAAAUGUAAAGUCCAGUACUGAAUGUUCCGAAGUGGGACGCAUUGUGGCUUUACCUAGCUUUCUCUUUCUUUCGUUUUUGUAUAUAUUGCUGUCAUUUUUAAUAAAUGUGGUGCCUCUUGGGAAA
Molecule: messenger RNA, 2834 nt
Organism: Xenopus tropicalis (tropical clawed frog)
Lineage: Eukaryota; Metazoa; Chordata; Amphibia; Anura; Pipidae
Gene: eomes
Product: eomesodermin
Biological process (GO): positive regulation of DNA-templated transcription; regulation of DNA-templated transcription
Cellular component (GO): nucleus
Molecular function (GO): DNA-binding transcription factor activity; RNA polymerase II cis-regulatory region sequence-specific DNA binding; DNA binding
Source: RefSeq, marked validated